Messenger RNA from Thermothelomyces thermophilus ATCC 42464, 828 nucleotides. RefSeq lists its product as uncharacterized. Bases 42 to 701 code for a protein of 219 amino acids. Lineage: Eukaryota; Fungi; Ascomycota; Sordariomycetes; Sordariales; Chaetomiaceae. The record is from RefSeq and is a predicted model, not a curated record. The transcript has 2 exons.
CUCCCUCUCGCUCUCCUGCUGCGGACUUUGUCGUUGAGAAAAUGGCAGCGGUAGCUUACAGCCCUGACGCCUACAACUCACUUCCAAGUCUUCGGGCCGCAAGCGGUCAGUUGAAGGAGUUGGAUGGCGAAUCCGUCGUUUCUGGUCCGAUCCGGCAACUUUUCGUGAGCCACGGCGUCCAUAAGCGGUUCGGCGUCGUCUUGCUGCACAAGCACUUGGACAUCGGGCCAACCGAGCGUCUGGUUGAGUACGGGCACACCUCAAUCCCGUGGGAAGUCGGCGACACUACUAGCUACGUCAUCGACAAAUAUGAAGGCACAAUCUUCCCACGGUCGUUCCGGCUGAUGGAAGGAAACUUUGUCCCUUACGAAUUUGGGUACUUUCACGAAAGACCGCACCCGGUGUUUUUGGGGGAAAGGGAUAGCCAGUUCCUCAAGGAGUUCGGUAGUUUUCUGGCAGAACAUCAGCUUGAUGGGGUCCUUGGCCUCCGUGACUUGGACCAACGUGAUUCGAAGCUGAACGUCGAGGUGACUGAAGGCAAGGCCAAUAUCAUGAUGCCGCGAGGCAGUGUUCCGGAGAGCGAGCUCAUUCCGGCGGUUUGGAUCUUCGGACUUGACGACGACGAUAGGUGCCAUUGCCGUGAGUACUGCUAUAGAGACUCAAAGGGUAACCACACCGGCAGCGAUCAUGGCUGCGGUUAGGUCACUGGAUGGUGAUGUACCUAGACAACGCUGGGCGGUCUUUGGUCCGUUUCUACUUAGGAGCAGAUUGCGAUGAAACGCUUGUUACUUAGAGUUGUACGGAAUUUUAGAUAUUCCGAUUGUAGAC